Messenger RNA from Amoebophrya sp. A120, 253 nucleotides. The record is from the annotation of a GenBank genome assembly. NCBI's taxonomy places the organism in Eukaryota, Dinophyceae, Syndiniales, Amoebophryaceae.
AAGAAGUACAUUCCACCUACAUUUCGAGAAUAACGCUUCCCACACCGUGAAGCUCGUCCCUGCGAACGACUUCCUCCGCGACCAGUUGGAGAUUAUGGGCAGGGCCGGCGUCGGGGAUUUGGUCGUCGACGCUAGCCGAAAUCAGCGGAACGCAAGUGGACAGACUUUGACCAAGUCUUGUAGUACUAGAUGCGGAGUCUGGGCCGAAAAAGAGCACGCGGCUGCCGGCUUGGAAGAAGUCAAGACGUACCCG